Molecule: messenger RNA, 1248 nt
Organism: Aphis gossypii (cotton aphid)
Lineage: Eukaryota; Metazoa; Arthropoda; Insecta; Hemiptera; Aphididae
Exons: 1
Coding region: 1-1248 (415 amino acids)
Source: RefSeq, a predicted model, not a curated record
AUGGACAAUACAUAUUUAGAUGUGACAGCUGGAUACGUUGACGAAUGUAGAAUAACGCAAAUUGAUUAUCACUCGUUUUUACCUUAUUCCACAUCCGCUCUCUCUAAUAACGAUGAAGUACGUAUUGCUUUACAUAACACAGAAUGCUAUACUCUACCAUGCGAGAGUUAUAUUUACAUCGAGGGAACAAUAACCAAGCCUGCAGAAAUAACUGAUGACAUUCGAUUUAUAAGCAACGGGCUGGCGUUUCUUUUCUCCGAAAUGAAAUAUGAGAUAAACGGAAUUCAAAUUCAAAAACUCGCUAAUCCAGGUAUAACGACUACAUUAAAAGGAUAUUGUUCUUAUAAUAAAUCGAAUAUUACAUCGCACCAUAACGCCGCUUGGGAUAAUGACUUUGAAAAUGUUAAUAAAGAUUUUAUUGACAGUAAUAUGUUUAACGGUUGUAUUAAUCUAAAAGAUUUGUUCGGUUUUUGUGAAGAUUAUAAACGUAUUUUAAUAAACUGCAACCAACAACUUAUAUUAAAUAGAGCUUCGAUAGAUAUAAAUGCCAUUAAGCAGUACUCAAAUAAUAAAGUUGUCACAGAUGCGCCUAAACUAAAAGACGUUAAAAUAAAUAUAACGAAAAUAUUAUGGCGUAUGCCUAUAGUAAAAGUUAGUGACAAAGAAAAAAUUAGAUUGUUGAAAGUAGUAAACAAUCAAAAGCCACUAACAUGUGCGUUUAGAUCGUGGGAGUUGUGCGAAUAUCCGUUUUUACCUCAAAACACAUCGCAUUCAUGGAAAGUUAAAACAUCCAACAAAUUGGAAAAACCACGAUAUGUUAUCAUAGGAUUUCAAACUGAAAGGAAAAAUAGUCCAAGUAAAGCAAUGUCAUUUUUCGACCAUUGUAAAAUUAAAAACUUGAAGGUUUAUUUAAAUGCUGAAGUAUUCCCCUAUGAAGAUUUCCAAUGCGACUUUACAAAGAAUAAAAUUGGUACAUUAUACCACGCAUACACCGAGUUUCAAAAAUCUUACUAUGGAAAUGACAAUGUUACACCUCUAUUGUCCAGAUGCGAUUUUAAAAAUCUUUCACCGAUUAUAAUUGUUGACAUGAGCAGACAGAACGAUAACAUAAAAACACCAACUGUCGAUCUCAGGAUUGAAAUUGAAACCGAUGUAGCUUUUCCCGCUUCCACUUCAGCUUAUUGUUUAAUAUUACACGAUCAAAUUAUAACUUAUAAUCCAUUUAAUGGAGAAGUGAGAACCUUGUAA